This is a messenger RNA of Dermatophagoides farinae (American house dust mite), 566 nucleotides long. Its product is annotated as smoothelin-like protein 1. Gene Ontology annotation, molecular function: protein binding. The record is from RefSeq and is a predicted model, not a curated record. NCBI's taxonomy places the organism in Eukaryota, Metazoa, Arthropoda, Arachnida, Sarcoptiformes, Pyroglyphidae.
UCAAAUUUUCUAUAGUUGAUCAUUUUCAUUUCAAACCAACAAUCAAAAACACACUGGUGUGAAAAAAAAACUUUAUCCAAUUUCCAGUAGCGAAUCGAAUUUUUGUUAUCAGAAUCCGAAGUUAAAAAAUGCCUCCUACUCCUGCCCAGAUCAAAGACAUGUUGCUUCGAUGGAGCAAAGCCAAAACCAGAGGAUAUGAGCAUGUCAACAUUGAAAAUUUUUCGAGCAGUUGGGCUAAUGGUAUGGCAUUCUGUGCUUUGAUUCAUCAUUUUUUUCCAGAUUCAUUUGAAUAUGACAAACUUGAUCCGAAUAAUCGUCGAGAAAAUCUGACAAUUGCUUUCAACACUAUUCAAGAUAAGAUUGAUGUUCCACCAAUGAUCGAAGUGGAUGAUAUGUUGGCUGCUAAAGACAAGCCGGAUCCUAAAUGCGUUUUCACUUAUAUGCAAGCUGUUUAUCGAAAAUUACAUGACAAAGAUUGAUAAAUAUCUUUGUGAAUCACUUUUCUGUCUUUCUGUUUAAUGAUUCUUUUGUUCAAAUCAAUAAAAAAAACGUGUUUAUGAUUGGAA